GGCCAGAGCCAUUAGUCCGACAGCUGACAGCGCGGAGGUGACCGCUUCUCCCCGCCGGGAACGUCGGUGCCAGCGGUCGCCACGGUCGCAAUCAUCUGAUCGCCUGUCAAAAUCCCCCCCUCGUCUGUCGUCCUCGUGCGUCCUCGCAUCUGCUCGGCAGGAUCGAGCUGUAUGAAUCCUGGAGAUCAACGGAUGCGGAAAUGAUUGGAAGAGAGGCGCGUUCCUGAGUGUCUAGUGAUCUCGUCUGGCCUCAAAAUGCAUGUAAGAAGAUAGUAUCGGCGAGAAUGAACACGAACAUGAAUUCACCAUCGAAGCUCACGGAGUUCGCUCCGUUGAGCCCCGAGGAGAGCCAGCCCGUCGUAGCGUCGCUCUUCUCCAAGUUCUUCAGCUUCACCAAGAGUAGUGCUAAUGAUUCCACAGUAUCUCCCAACAAUGAUGAGCGCAGUUCUUCCGAUUCAGAAUCCUGGAAGCAGUCAGAGAGUACGGAACAAACCCCAGAUGAUGAUAGCGCUAGUAUAAUAAAUUUUCCAUUGGACACUAGUGAGGGUCGUAGCCUACCAAAUGUUCUGAAACGCAUCAGUAAUAUUGUAGCAUUAAAAAGUAAUAAUCUACGUUCGUACAAGGACUCUCAGUUAAGAAGCUACUGGAUGCCAGAUAGUGUGAGCAAACAGUGUUACGAGUGCGGCGAAAGAUUUACGACGUUCCGGCGAAGACACCACUGUCGCGUAUGCGGACAAAUUUUCUGUUCCAAAUGCUGUUCUGAUCAGAUACCAGGAAAAAUUAUGGGAUGCACUGGAGAUCUCAGAGUUUGUACGUACUGCUGUAAAGUAGUUCUUUCAUACUUGCAAUCGUCGGACAUGAGGAGCGAUUUAUCAGCGGAUUUGAAAGCUGUGCAGGAAGAUCUUCAAGUGAAGUACGGAAAUGAUUCACCACUAUUGGCGCGAAAACACGCUAAUGAAGCUAUGGGCGACGAAACGUCAACUUGUCGAAAGCCAAGCGUAGGAUAUAUGGAGGAGAAUUAUGCAACUGGACGGCCAAGCGGUAGCUAUUUAACAUCGCAGGAACGUUCUCUUGCGUUACAAAAUUCAGCUUCUUUAAGGAUGAUAUGGGAAGAAUUGUUUCGCUCUAGUCAAGCUAUACAGUUGCAAACGCACAGAAUUCGAUUGAAGAGUUAUCACAAUUGUUUUCUAGCGAAUGAAUUAGUGAAUUGGAUGAUAGUUCAAAAUAAAGCGGCCACUCGUGUGCAGGCGACUGCGAUAGGCCAGGCAUUGCUAGAAGCGAGUUUCAUCGAAUCGGUUAUUCCUGAUUAUGUAUUCAGCGAUUCGGCGAUCGUGUUUAGACCAGUACCAUUGUCCUCUUUGCAGAACAUAGAUUUAUUAACGGAAAAACGAACGACGUGUGAUGCGCAAGAGCCAGCCUGGGUAAAAACCAUUCCUCAACAUGACUCGGCUACGGAUUCUGAAAGCGAGACUAGACCGAUGAGCUCACAUUCGCAAACUUUUGGUCGCUUACCGUCAUCCAGUUCGAGCUUUUAUUUAGAUUUAAAUCUAGAAGCAUCCACUGUCACAUUAAAGAGACCGACCUCGGAAGAUUUAACCGCGAUUUCCGUCGACAGUAGCGAUGGAAUAAUUGAGCAAAAGGAAAUUAAUCUUAAAUCUCAUGAUUGUAAUCUCAAAAUAUGCGAUGAUCUUUUAAGCGAUACACUCCAAGUACACGAAUUCAAGGAAAAAAAUGGUUGGCACAGAGCGACUAAUCUGAGAACAGCCUUUGGCGAAUUAAGCGCAUACGAGUGUUUAACAUCUGCGUAUAAAGCACAUGAAGAUUCUUUCAUUAAACAACUUCUUAGCAAGGAAGGCUUAUCGCAAACGUGGUCGAAUACGAUUCUGUCUAUCACACAUCAAAUAAUCGAUCAUGUUAGACCGGAUCUAAAUCACGACGCGGAUAAUUUGGACAUUCGACAGUAUGUACAAUUCAAGAAGUGCCCUGGUGAUAGCAGGGAUGACUGCGAGAUCGUGUCUGGCAUAAUUUGUAGUAAAAAUAUCGCUCAUCGCGGUAUGAACGCCAUGAUCGCUCAUCCGAAAAUCUUAUUAUUGCAAUGCGGACUGAUGUAUCAGCGCGUAGAGGGCAAGUUGAUAAGCUUAGAGCCUGUGAUGAUGCAGGAAAACGAAUAUCUGGGACACACAGUGGCGAGAAUUACCGCUUUAGGUCCGGAUGUAGUAUUAAUACAUCGAUCUGUAGCCAGAUUAGCUCAGGAUAGACUAAGGGAAUGUGGCGUGACAUUAGUGCUAAAUGUGAAACUUAGUGUAUUAAAGAGAGUCGCGCGAUGCACGGGCGCAAGUAUUGUGAACACUAUAGAUGCGCACAUAAGCGCAAGAUAUAUGCUUGGCACAUGUAAGAAAUUCUAUCUAAGAAAUUUUCCAGAUGAGCGAAGAGGUGUCAAGACACUAAUGUAUUUCGAAGGCUGUGCAAAUCCGCAUUUAGGCGCGACAAUUGUAUUACGAGGUGGAUCACAGUCCGAAUUAAAGAAAGUGAAGAACGUCACAUCAAUGAUGAUUUUCGCAGCUUAUUCAUGGCGUCUUGAAAAGUCAUUCCUCAUGGAUGAGUUCGCUAAACCACCAUCACCUAAGGACAAUUCGUUUCUAGAUGAAACGUCUCAAAAAGAUUCUUCAAAUGGUGAGAAGACCGAGAACGAAAGCUGCGUUAUUGACGAACAGAUACACGCGAUUGAUGGGAUAAAAAAACUGUCGAAAAUAAAUCAAAAUCAAGAAAGUAUUCCUAACAAUGAACAGAAGACACAGAAUAUUCAAAAAGAUAAUUCAAGUAUACCUAUAAAAAAUAAAAAUGACUCUGAGAAUAUUUUAAAUGCUAAUUCUUUGAAAGAAAUGUCGUCGAUAUUGUCAGAAGAUUCCGAUCCUUACGACACCUUAAAGUUAUUUAAGACGAAAUUAAAACCAUCUCUGCACGACACGAAAGAUACUGCGCCAGUAUCUUGCGAAAAUGAUUCAGUUUUACAUAACGAUGAUAAAUCUAAAAAUUUGCUAACAAAUACUUCGGAUUUCAAUUCCGAUAUCACUGAAGUAUGUAACUCCAUGGGACCUUUCGCGAACAAAGAGACGUGCGUUGAGCAAAAGACUGACGAACUCGCCGACAAAGCUAAGUUGAAAGACAGGAUAUCCUCCGAAGAGAAGCGUAUUUACGGGGAGUCCAUAAGCGACCGAAGUGAUCCAUUGCAUCAAUAUUUGAAUGAGGAUGAUGAGGAUGUAUUCAAUCGAACAAGUCCGAGCGGUCAACAUCUGAGCGUUGCUGAUUUUCCACUGUUCAACAAAUUUAAAAAGGCACUUGAGGGCACCGUGCUGAGCGUAUCGCCGUAUUUAAAAUUUUCGAUACCCUAUCUGGAGACUGAGAUUGGGAGAAAUUGCGUACUGAGAAGCUUCUUUCCGCGAGAGAUCUAUUACUCUACGCAAUUUUUAGACAAUGUCAAGGAGACUAGAACGAAUAGCGUUACUGUAAACGAGCAGCUUACCUCCGAGAAUCGCGAGUGGAUGAACAUUAAACUAAAGCCGCAGCAUCCAUUCGUUCAGGCUCGUUUAACCACGGACGUCGAUGAUCGCGAGGUGCAGAGUCUUCUGGCGAAUUUCCGUGCGUGUGGUAACAGACUUUAUCCAACACAUAACGUAUUGUUGGACAGAACACAGCAGUCACCAACAUCGUUUGAAAGCAACGAGCAACAGAUGCCUUCCUGGCCGGAUUGUUUGGAUCCCACCAGUCACCAACGUCUGUCCGUUCUAUUUUGUAGUUUCUCACAUACCGGUAACGACACUCCAGCAUUCUGCGUAAAUCCCUGGGUCGUAAAUAUGACAAUGUAUGGUCAGAACGACAUCGCCCUCGGUCGUUUCCUGGAGCGUUAUUGCCUGACGACGGAAUACAAGUGCCCGGCGCAAGAUUGUCGCGCGCAAAUAGCUCAGCAUAUUAGGCGUUUCGCACACGAUGGCGGUUGUGUGCACAUCAGCCUCAGCGAGAUGAACUGCGAGCCGUUUGUGCAAGAGGACACCGAUCAAAUCCUGAUGUGGAGCAAAUGCGUCAAGUGUAACAGCGUGUCGCCGGUAAUACCAAUGUCGGGUGACACAUGGUGUUUAUCGUUCGCCAAGUAUCUCGAAUUACGCUUUUACGGUGGAGUCUAUACGAAACGUGGAAUGGACACGUGUCAACACUCUCUGCAUCACGAUCACUAUCAGUACUUCACGCGCAAAAAUAUGCUGGCCGUAUUCAAGUUCACCAAGAUCUCACAGUGGGAGAUCUCUCUACCGCCGCCGUUGAUCAACAUCAUCUAUGACGCAAAGCAGCACGCCAAUGUGAUCGAAGAGAUGAAGAGUGUGACGUUGAAGGGCGACGAAGUAUUCACGAUGAUAAGAGAAAAGCUAACGAGUUUGCAGACGGACUUGGAAGGUCUGAAUCUCGCCAAGCAACAACUGGCUAAGGAUCAGCAGUACUUCAAGAAUAAAAUCGAAGAAAUGCAACUAAAGUUAACAUCACCAACACUUGAGAAUAAGAAAUUAGAAGGUAAGACGUCUGAAAAACAGGUGCAAGGGAUGAUGUUUAGAAUCGAGGAUGGCAUUGUGAUACUUAAAAGACUCAUUGCGGAGGCUGUCUUCACAUGGAAUAACAAAUUGUCGGAGUUGUCAGCUAAAAAGAAGGAUGAGCGGCCACGUCGAUUCACCGAACGAUCCAUGACAGUCGGCAGUAACAGCAUAGUCGAAAACGAUGGAUACAUAACUGAAGACACCGCAUCGGAAUCGCAGGUCGAGGAUCUGAGUCCCAUGUCAGCCGAUUAUAACGCUGUUGACGCGAUCGCAGCGGCGCAGAGUGACUUCCAAGUGUCCGAAGUGAUCGAGAAUUCUGACAAUGAGCCAGUGGAGUCUGCCAAUAAUCCCGACGAUGUCGCUACCGUUCCGGAUUCGCCGAAGAUGCAUCAGAGAUCGCAUUCCGACGUUCUACCUCUGUCCUCCGAUGAUAUUCACGAUAAGAAGAAAAAGAAAAAGACGAUCCUUUCGCAAUUGCUGCCGUCCGUUUCUGUGAACCAUACAAUAUCGAAUCCUUUGGGGCCUUUAGAGCAUUAUCUGCUGCCUCUUGGAUCCGUGGUACCCAUAGUAGUUUACGAAUCCGAGCUUUCAUCCAUAAUCGCGUACGCCUUGGAUUCGCACGACUACAAACACACGUUGCAGGAGCUUUUACGUUCAGCGAAAGGACCGGAGUUGAAUCCUAGUCCACUGAGCAAACGCAAGUUUCCCGAAGGUAGAGACAGCUCUCUAGAUCUGGCACAGUCGGGCGAGUUUAAGCGACCAUCCGUACUGUCCUUCUUCCGAGGCAAUAGUCCCAAUCCAGCCAGCAGUCCUAUUGAAUCCGAUAAGAAUGUGUCAAACGCGGAAACGAGCGGCGGCGGCAGCGGCGUCGUCGGUCCCGAUGUCGACGAUGAUAAGAAAGCGAUAAAGCAGCAAAAUUAUAUCGAAGUGCAGUUCAACGAUGCUACGACCUAUUUCUUCUGCAGGAUAUACUUUGCCGCGCAGUUUGCCGCGCUGAGAGAGAACGUUCUGCCCUGCGGCGAAGACGGCUUUACGAGGAGCCUAAGUCGAACUGUGCAGUGGGCGGCCAGAGGUGGGAAGAGUGGCAGUGCUUUCUGUAAGAGUAGAGAUGAUAGAUUUAUCAUAAAGGAGAUGUCUCGACUCGAAAUGCAGAUCUUUCUCGACUUUGCACCCAAUUAUUUCGCUUAUAUGGAAAAGUGUCAGCAAACUAAACAACCAACAUUACUGGGCAAGAUAGUUGGCGUGUACAGAGUGUCAUUUAAAAACAACACGACCAAUGCGGCACUUCGUACCAGCGUACUAGUAAUGGAAAAUCUCUUUUAUAAUCGAAUCAUCACCGACAAGUUCGAUCUGAAGGGAUCCGUGCGAAAUCGGCUGGUGAAUCCGGACGAUUCGUGCCACGAGGGUGAAUUGGUCUUACUAGACGAGAAUCUGUUGAACAUGAGCUGCGACUCUCCUUUAUAUAUCCGAUCACAUUCCAAGGCAGUAUUAAAUCGAGCCAUCGAACAAGACACCAAGUUUUUAGCCGACAACUCUGUGAUGGAUUACUCGUUAUUAGUAGGCUUGGAGCCGAGUUCCGACGAACUCGUACUCGGUAUAAUAGAUUAUAUAAGAACGUUUACGUGGGAUAAAAAACUGGAGACGAUGGUGAAGAAAUCCGGUAUAUUGGGUGGACAAGGUAAAUUACCGACCAUAAUAUCGCCAGAAGAAUAUCGCGCUAGGUUUAUAGCCGCGAUGCAUCGCUAUUUUCUGCCGGUACCGGACAGAUGGUCAGGUCUAGGUAGAAGCGUUGAGAUACCACCGCAAUAAACGUACCUUUGAAAGAGCUAAGAUAUACGAAUGCAAUUUUACACGCGGCAAUUACAUAAUUGGUGUAGAUUUUUUAUACGCGUUGCAAAGAUACGAGCGCGUCGUGUAUUUAUAUAUUUUAUACCGUGAUAACAUACUUGAGAUAUGUAUCGAUGAAAAGUGAUAUCAAUAGUUACCAGUUUUAAGUAACUUAUUAAUUGUUACGUAAUGUGUAAAUCAAUAUUUUAACUUAUCGUAUAGAAAUAACUUUUACGGCUGCUCGUGAGAGAUUAGGUGUAUAUGUAUAAAUCUUAAUUUGCAUAUAUACAUAUACACACACACACACACACACACACGCGCGCGCGCGCGCGCACACACACACACACACACACACACACACACACACACACACACAUAUACAUACAUAUACAUUAACCGGAUGUACAUAGUAUUUUCUAACAUGUUCGUUUUGAAAGCGGCUGCUCGUUCUGAAACUCUACAGUACAAAGGUACCAAUGAAAUAAGACCGUAAGAAACUAAGAAAGAAGAGAAGGAAAAGCACUAUUAUCAAUAUUUUAUUUAAUUUUUCAAAAUUAUGUACAUGACCAUUAUCUGUCUUUGUAAUAGUCAAAUAAACAAUAAUAAUCUUAA
This is a messenger RNA of Solenopsis invicta (red fire ant), 7019 nucleotides long. RefSeq names its product 1-phosphatidylinositol 3-phosphate 5-kinase (gene fab1). Gene Ontology annotation, molecular function: 1-phosphatidylinositol-3-phosphate 5-kinase activity; ATP binding; metal ion binding. Gene Ontology annotation, biological process: phosphatidylinositol metabolic process; intracellular signal transduction. The record is from RefSeq and is a predicted model, not a curated record. The coding region runs from base 285 to 6389 and encodes 2034 amino acids. Lineage: Eukaryota; Metazoa; Arthropoda; Insecta; Hymenoptera; Formicidae. The transcript has 14 exons.